Molecule: messenger RNA, 4001 nt
Organism: Orbicella faveolata
Lineage: Eukaryota; Metazoa; Cnidaria; Anthozoa; Scleractinia; Merulinidae
Biological process (GO): regulation of transcription by RNA polymerase II
Molecular function (GO): protein dimerization activity; RNA polymerase II transcription regulatory region sequence-specific DNA binding; DNA-binding transcription factor activity, RNA polymerase II-specific
Source: RefSeq, a predicted model, not a curated record
AUGUUAAAUGGUACUUUCAAUCAGGUUAUAGGAGCCGAGUGCAUUCAUGANAGCAAUGGUGGCAGUCCACAUCCAGUUGGAGUACCCUGGGGAGAUUUCUCUGCCACUGGGAACUUUAAAUUCCCAAAUAUGCCACACAAGUAUUCUAGCAAUGGCAGAGUGAAGAAAAAGCCACCUGCUACGGAAGGAAUCGCGAAAUCUCCUGGUAGUGGUUCUCCUUCCCCCAUGCAGGAUGAUUUGUACUCACCUCAGCACCCUGGGUCCCCAUUUCCUGAUGCUUUUUUAAGCUCUACCUCUUGUACUUCUGCACCCCUGUCCCCGCCCUUGCUGGACUUGGGUGUAGACAUACAAGCGGAGCUUGAAAGAGAGGCUCCAGACCUAGACUUCGCACUUCUUGAUCCACAAGAUUUAACAUUAAAUGAUCUUCAUCUUGAACCACUGGAGAAUGUUAACGGCAGUGAUCUUUUGGCUAUGAAUCCACCAACUUAUGAAGAGGCCUUGUUGCUUGCUACAGGUUGUCUUUCACUUAGUGGUGACAACAACAGUCUGACAAGUCCCGAUGGAAGUCAGCCCUCAUUAUCUCAAAGCCCUCCAAAGAAUCUCGAACACUUUUCACCAACACCCCAAAUGGGCCCAUCACCUUAUCCAUCACCAGGACAUCCUACAUCGCAUAAUUCACCCAGUGGUUUACCAACUCCUGACCCAUCCCCUGUGGGGCAUUGUAAUCCAUCAACAGCCAGAGUCAACAUCUCCUGGCAGGGGAUGGGCCAGAUGAAAGUGUCCACUCAGCCUCUGCAACAUUGCCAGCCUCAACCAUCGCCACAAGUGCAUUCAAAGUCGGCACUUAUUUCUACAACAAUAAAAAAGAAAGAGAGGCUUGAGAUGUAUGGUUCAAGUUGUGUCACAGGUCAACCUGCUAACCCUAUGACAAGUCCCAGGGGAAUGCAAAAUGUUCAUGGAAACUGGAUGCAGCAGAAUCAACCACAAGUUCCCAGAAACAUGCCGCAACAAGCCUAUGACUGGAAAGCAGCACAAGCAAUGCAACACAGCGCAAUGCAGAAUUUUUCUGGGGACAGAACUGCCACAGCCAUGGCCCAGGAAAACCCUGUUUAUGCAACAAAUAUGCAAGGAGGAAAGUGGGACAAUGUAACGGUCCCUCCUCUCUUUGAGGACACUCUGCCAACUCUCGAUUUUGAUGGUGGUGUAGGAUACAUGAAAACAGGACAAAACAUUGGAGGAGGUCAUCUUCAACAUCACAACUGGGAGCCACCUGUGGACAUUUUAUCGCCACCUUACCAAGAGGACUUUCAUCCAGGAUUUGGAUUUCAAGGAAAUCCUCUCCCUGCUACAACAACGCAAGGUCAAACAACCCUUGGAUGGGGAUAAGAGAGGUGCAAGGUAGCAUUAAAGUAAAUACUGUCCAUAGAUUCAACAGCCAGGGUAGAGUUUCAGUCAAACCUACCAGUGGGCAUUAGGGCAGUAAAGCCUGCAUUGAUUUGAUCCCCAAGUUUUCACAGUUUGUAUUGACAGAAGGGCAAAUUGAACUGACUUCAGAGCUUUAGAGUUGACGAAGUAUGUUUCGUGGAUAGAUGCAUUCCAGAUUUUUAGGUGUUUUGUUCAUGGAAAACAACUUCUUAACACAAUGGCGAUGGCAUUAGAGUGUCAUCUUACCAAAUAUUUAAAGAGAAUGAGCAGUUUUGUACAUUUUCUCAGUAGGGUUAUAAGUAUGUUAAAUGGUACUUUCAAUCAGGUUAUAGGAGCCGAGUGCAUUCAUGGUAUCAGUUAUUUCAUUGGCUCAAAAUGUUAUACCCUGAAUGCCAAUUUAGCAGUUUUCAUCUGAAAACAACUAUUUUGCUUAAGUGUAUUUGUUGGUGUAGCUCGAUUUGAGGUACAACUUUUAGCCAAGUAACCAUAAUUACCCAUUUCAUUGCACUUGCAACAGUAGGAAAUCUUAGUCUGGUCAGUUCAAAUUUUAACGUGAAAAAUUUAAAAAUCUCUCAUAUAGUGAUAGAGUGAAAAGUAAGGAAAAGUUCAAAAAGGUAUGUGACUUAAGUUUCUAAAAUUGAUCGUUUUAAGAAAUGAGCCUCAUUGUAAGCUGUGUUCGUUAGUUUACCAAGUGAGCAUGUAAAGACCUUUCCCAGCAACUGGUUUUUGGUGUCACUGUUGAGAUUUGAGAGGCACAUUGCUCAAAUGGCAAGUGCAUUGGCUCUGGAUCCAGCUGUCCAAGUUCAAUUGCUUGCCUGGGUCAUUGUGUUGUGUUCUUGGGCAAGACGCUUUACUCUUGCAGUGCCUUUUUCCAACCUGGGAUGUGAGGUAGUCACAUUGGGGGAGGGGGCUAGGAAUUCUGUGGGGGGCAAAAGGGAAUCCUCUCCAGGGGGUAUAGAAAUUCCUUGGGGGCACUUGGUGGAACAAAAAACAAACUAAGCUCUAACAGUAUGUGCAAAGUGUGUACCUUUUUGCAAAGAUUUGAGACUUGAAAGCUCAGAGCUGGUUAUUGUACAACUCGAUUCAUGUGAUGUUCUUGUGAGGCUUUUUCUUAAUUUGAUCAAAUUUGAGGACUUUUGCCCUGUCCCCUUUGAAUAUCAGUCAGUGUUGUCUCUGCUUAGAAGAGUAUUGAUUGAAACUAUGAAAUAAAUCUGAGGAUUGUCUAAGAAGGAUAAUUAAGCAAAAAAGGAUGUACUUUAACCACGCUGAGUCUUUUUCCAGUCAUACUUCCAUAUGCGUCCCAUUUGCCUUGUACAUAGAUCAAGGGAAAUCAUUCAGUUUGUACAGUUUCUUUUUUUAUCCACAUUUGGUUCAGUCCUUUGUACUUAACCUAAGACUUCAUGCUUUUUUGCCAUAGACUUCAUGUUUUUUUGCCAUUUUUUAAAGUUUUCUCCUUAUGGAAGGAAACAAUUUUUUGUUUUUAAUCCAAAAGCGAUUGUGUUCCAUUUUUUUUUUCCGAAUCAAAAUUUACACUUUCAGCCCUGGCCUGCAUUCUCAACCAAAAUAAUUUAAUUUGUACAUCAAGGCAAUGUCAGUUAAGGUUGGUUGAAGGCAUCCUUUUUGCAACCUCAAUCCCAGGCAAAGGAGACAGCCUUGGAACGAGGUUGCCUUUUUUCCUUGAUUGUCCCUACAAACUGUGACGUAACAAGAAUUUAUUCAAACAUUAGGGGGGUAUUCCCGUGUACAUACUUUCAAUAGAUUGUCAAUAUGGUUUAGUCUAUUUGGUUUUUUUAUCUGAACGCAUUAUCUUAUUUAGAUGAAAAAACUAUCUGCAGCUAAAAGUAGUAAUCGAUGUGCGUAAAAUUAAAAGUAGACUGACUUAUAUUGGUAGGUGAAAAAAGCAAUGGACCAAGAAACCAAGCUCAAAAAAAAAAUGAAAUUCUAAAAUUAUGGAAUUAUUUGAAGUUGGCCAAUCAUAGGAGGUCUUUCACAUUCAAAGUCAAAAAAUUAAUUUAUUAAUUAAUGAUUUGAAGCAUCGCAAAGAAAUAUGGUUAGUCACAAUUGAACAAGAUUGCAACACUGUUUGAAUCGUAGAAUCAGAAUCACGGAAUCAAUUUUUUUUUUUUUUGCGCAAAAAAAUGUCUGGGUGUCGAUACAAGGACACAAACUCUCCAUACACGUUUGUGUGGUGCUUGUAAAGAGAAUUUAUUUGGUGGUCAUUUCUUGCUUCGAGUGUGACCGGUCUUUUUUCAAAGAGAAUACAGAACAUGUCUCUAAUAAGUGAAAAGUGUCAGACAAAAAAGUAUUGCAGAAGCAAGGGAAACAGUGUUAAGGCUGCAAAAUAGCUCCAAGAGCUUGGUUUUUGACUGAAAUUGUUAUCACCUGUCAGUAUAUUUUCAAAAUGGCUGUAAAAUGCGAUUUUAGUUUAGUGUGUUAGAAGUGGCCAGAGAUCAAACCAAGGCUAAAAAUGUAGAAAUUGUAAUGGAUUAUAGUAGUUUUAGAGUGCAGUACACGUAGGGUAGUUUGAUCAAGUGACGGGGUUUGUCAUUUGUCGCAAAUAAACUGUAGCAUCAUCC